UCUGUCGGCGCUGCAGGGGGCGCUGGUGCUCGCCGUGCGGCAGGAGUUUGUUGCCGUUGACGACGAUCGCUCACUGUUGCUCUGCGACGGAGACGAGGUCGCCGUGGUCCCGCCCCUCAGCGGAGGCUGAACCGCGAUGGAGCCGCCCGAUUGGCCCGAGCGCAGGGACGUGUUCAAGCUCCGCUCUGAUUCGCUGUCGCUUCAGGAAGUGGUCGAGACCGUCACAAGCCCCAAGUGCGGCGCCAUUUCUGUGUUCCUCGGUGUGACUCGUGAGGACGUGCUGGACGGCCGGCGAGUGAUUGGUCUGGAGUAUGAGGCGUACGAGUCCAUGGUCCAAUCAGAGCUCUCCAAACUGAGCCGUGUGAUCAGAGAACGCUGGCCUCACGUCGUACACAUCUGUGUGCACCACCGGCUGGGGUGGGUGGCGGUGGGCGAGGCCAGCGUCGUCGUGGCGAUCUCGGCUCCUCAUCGGCGAGACUCUGAAGACGCCGUUCAGUUCUGUGUGACACAACUCAAGGCUCUGGUGCCCAUCUGGAAGAAGGAGGUCUAUGACGAUGGGCAGAUGAAGUGGAAUGAAAACGCCGAGUGCAGCUGGAGCCAGAAGCACCAAAACAAAACCAGGACCGAGACCAAGACUGGACCAGGACCAGGACCAGGACCAGACCUAAACCCAACGCCAACCCUGAGCCCCUCACACUGCUGCAGUGCGCCACCUGCUGCUCAAACCCUGUAGUGCAAAUAAAGAUGAAGAGUAAAGAUGAA
Messenger RNA from Boleophthalmus pectinirostris (great blue-spotted mudskipper), 762 nucleotides. RefSeq names its product molybdopterin synthase catalytic subunit. The record is from RefSeq and is a predicted model, not a curated record. The transcript is spliced from 4 exons. Bases 137 to 733 code for a protein of 198 amino acids. Lineage: Eukaryota; Metazoa; Chordata; Actinopteri; Gobiiformes; Gobiidae. Gene Ontology annotation, cellular component: cytosol. Gene Ontology annotation, biological process: Mo-molybdopterin cofactor biosynthetic process. Gene Ontology annotation, molecular function: molybdopterin synthase activity.